AUGGAAGAAACAGAAGAGAGGGAGGAAAAUGUAGAACCAGAACCAAACAACCCGGAAAAUGAGAAUGAAGAAGAAUGCAACGCUGUGGUGGUGGUGGAGGAGAUCCAAGGACUCAUCGAAUCGGUGGUUCAAUUCGGUGAAUACAGAAGAACACAAAGGAAAGAAUCACACAACCUCGCUCGUCGUUUCAAACACAUGUUGCCUCUUAUGGAAGACCUUCGUGACCUUUGUCAUCCUGCUCCUCGAAAAGGCGUUGUUUGGUUGAAGAACCUCAGAGAUGCGCUUUUCUUCGCUAGGGAAUUGUUGAAAUUGUGUAGCCAAGGAAGCAAAAUUCACCUCGCAUGGGAAGGUGAGAUGGUUAUGAUCAAAUUUCAGAAGGUUUAUGAAAAAUUAAGUCAAGCUUUUGAUGGUGUGCCUUGUGAUGAAUUAGGGAUUUCUGAUGAAGUAAAAGAACAGCUUGAGCUAAUGCACGUGCAACUCAGGAGGGCAAGGAGAAGAACUGAUACACAAGACAUAGAGCUAGCAAUGGAUAUGAUGGUGGUGUUCUCUGAUGAAGAUGAUCGUAAUGCCGAUAGUGCCAUUAUCGAAAGGCUUGCAAAGAAGUUGGAGCUUCGUAGUGUUGAGGAUCUUGAGGUAGAAACAGUGGCUGUUGGAAACCUUGUUAGAGAAAGAAAAGGGAAGCAAAGUGAGAGUACAAAAAAAAUAAUUGACCUUCUUAACAGAUUCAAAAGGACUGCAGGCAUGGAAGAAACCGAUGUUGUCUUUGACGAUGAUCAUGCCAUGCCUAAUAAGAUGCUUGGAAGAAGCACUUCUUUGGUCAUCCCUCAUGAGUUUCUGUGUCCUAUAACACUUGAAAUUAUGUCUGAUCCUGUUAUUAUUGCAAGUGGCCAGACAUAUGAAAGGGAAAGCAUAGAGAAGUGGUUCAAAUCCAAUCACAAAACCUGCCCAAAGACAAGGCAGCCUUUGGAACAUCUUCAGUUAGCACCAAACUGUGCCUUAAGAAAUUUAAUUGCUGAAUGGUGUGAGAACAACAAUUUCAAACUUCCAAAAAUCUGCUCUUCGUGUCAAGAAACCACUCCAACCGAAAACCAAGAAGAAAUUCCAUGUUUGGUUGAAAGCCUAUCGUCAAUCAACUUAGAACAUCAAAGAAAGGCAGUCGAGAGAAUCCGCCUGUUAUCAAAAGAGAAUUCAGAGAACAGAAUUUUAGUCGCCGAAAACGGAGGAAUACCACCAUUAGUACAAAUCCUAUCAUAUCCAGAUUCAAAAAUAAAAGAACAUGCUGUUACAGCACUUUUGAACUUAUCAAUUGAUGAAGCUAACAAAAAACUUAUAUCAAAAGAAGGUGCUAUUCCAGCUAUAAUAGAAGUAUUGGAAAAUGGAAGUAUUGUGGCUAAAGAAAACUCUGCAGCAGCUUUAUUUAGCUUAUCAAUGAUUGAUGAAAAUAAAGAGGUUGUAGGAAUGUCAAAUGGGAUUCCAGCUUUGGUAAAUUUAUUACAAAAUGGAACAGUUAGAGGGAAAAAAGAUGCUGCUACAGCACUUUUUAGCUUAUCAUUAACCCAUGCAAAUAAAGAGAGAGCUAUAAAAGCUGGAAUUGUGACAGCUUUACUUCAAUUGUUAAAGGACAAAAACUUGGGAAUGAUUGAUGAAGCACUUUCUAUUUUGUUGCUACUUGUGUUGACUCCUGAAGGGAGACAUGAGGUUGGACAAUUAUCAUUUAUUGAAACUCUUGUUGAGUUUACUAGAGAAGGGACUCCAAAGAACAAAGAAUGUGCAGCUUCUGUUCUUCUUGAAUUGUGUUCAAGUAAUUCAUCUUUUACUUUGGCAGCACUUCAGUUUGGAGUUUAUGAACAUUUGAUUGAGAUUAAAGAAAGUGGUACAAAUAGAGCACAAAGGAAAGCAAAUGCAAUUUUAGAUCUCAUAAAAAGGAGUGAGCAAAUUUAA
This is a messenger RNA of Medicago truncatula (barrel medic), 1941 nucleotides long. RefSeq names its product U-box domain-containing protein 15. Bases 1 to 1941 code for a protein of 646 amino acids. The transcript is spliced from 4 exons. Gene Ontology annotation, biological process: cell surface receptor signaling pathway; protein ubiquitination. NCBI's taxonomy places the organism in Eukaryota, Viridiplantae, Streptophyta, Magnoliopsida, Fabales, Fabaceae. Gene Ontology annotation, molecular function: ubiquitin-protein transferase activity; protein binding. The record is from RefSeq and is a predicted model, not a curated record.